AUGGCCUCAACCCCUGCUCCGGCUCCGAAGCUAAACGGCAAGCCUCUGCGAAGCAAAGAGUACUUUGAUCAGCGCGCAGCCAGUGAGAUGGAACAUCAUCUUAAUUUCCCUCAGCGCACUCUACAAGAAACCAUGGCUUGCGCUUGCCGCAUAAUUGCAGCCAAGCAGGAAGAUGCAGGGCUCGCUGGUCAAAUCAGCGCUCGCUCCACACGCGGUGAUGGCUUCUACUGGACACUACGUUACGGCAUGGGCUGGGACGAGGCGAAGCCGGAAGACUUUAUCGAAGUGGAUGGCGACCUCAACACCAUUACUGGCAAUGGAAUGGCAAACCCGGCAACUCGAUUUCAUCUCUGGGUGUAUGCCGGUCGCCCAGAUGUCCAAAGUAUAAUACAUACGCAUUCACCUUGGGUACAAGCAUUAGUCGCCGCCCGACAGCCUCUUGUGGUCGCCCAGAUGGACAUGACACCUUUUUACGACGAUUGUGCCUUUCUGGCAGAUUGGCCUGGGUUGCCCAUUGCUGACCAAGAGGGUAUAAUUAUUACGGAAGCUAUCGGUACUAAGCGCUCUAUUUUACUCGCUCAUCACGGCAUGUUGACGGUUGGCUGUACUGUCCAAGAGGCUGCAUAUCUUGCCGUUAAUCUUGAACGCGCCGCUCGAACUCAAGUUCGGGCUAGCGUCUUUGGACCCUUGAAGCCUGUCGAUGGUGAUCUGGCACGCGAGGCGCGCGACUAUUUGCUGCGCCCCAAAGUCGUUGAGGGAACCUUUGAAUACUGGUUUCGCCAGACCCAGCCAAUUGCGCCACUGCUCAUUUGA
This is a messenger RNA of Penicillium verhagenii, 813 nucleotides long. RefSeq names its product Meiotically up-regulated protein 14 protein. The transcript has a single exon. Gene Ontology annotation, cellular component: cytoskeleton. The coding region runs from base 1 to 813 and encodes 270 amino acids. Lineage: Eukaryota; Fungi; Ascomycota; Eurotiomycetes; Eurotiales; Aspergillaceae. The record is from RefSeq and is a predicted model, not a curated record. Gene Ontology annotation, molecular function: actin filament binding.